AUGUCUACUGCUAAAGAGCGUCUCGUUCUUUUGAUUCCUCCUACUGUGGUCGAAACAGGAUUGAUCAUUUUCUUUCGUAUGACUUCGGAGCGACCAGCUACUAUAUUUCUCUACGCGCUCGGUAUCAACUUUGUGUUGAUGGCAAUAUGGAACAUCUUCAUUUGGCCAUUCUUUGUCAACCCUCUUCGACACUUGCCAACAGUUCAUGGUCCCCUAAUUGGAGCCAAAGUCUUCUUGCGCCAACCUCGUGGAAGUAUCAUGAUUGACUGGCUGCGAACUAUUCCUAAUGAAGGUUUAAUACAUUUCAGAGAGGCUUUGAAUUAUAGCUUUGUGGUCGCUACCAACCACAGGGCUCUCAUGGAUGUCCUCCAUACAAACAGUUACGAUUUUGUCAAGCCGCCAGGUGGACGAGAGUUCUUGGCUCGUGGUCUCGGAUAUGGACUCAUCCUCUCUGAGGGCGAUGCUCAUCGAGCUGCUCGCAAAGCCGUAACACCUGCUUUUAAUAUCAAGAAUAUUCGAGCUAUGUAUCCUCUGAUGUGGUCCAAAACACAGCAUCUGCUUCGUCAGUUACAAAGGGAGAUCGAUCUUCAUCCUGUGCCCGGGAGGAAGGAGGGUCAAUCUGCUGGAGUUGUGGAAAUCCAAGGAUGGGCCAACCGAUUGACAUUGGACAUCAUUGGACCUGCUGCAAUCGGACGAGACUUCCAGUCGCUGGAAAACGAAAACGACCCGGUCUCGCAAAACUUCAACGCCAUUCUCAAGCCAUCUUUAGACCUCUUGAUGCUAUUUGCAGUCUCAAUCAUUCUACCUCAGUGGUUCGUGAAGCGUAUCCCAUGCAAUGCCAAUUCCGUCCUGCCGCAAAAGGUCCAGUAUCUGCGAAACCUCUUUGCCGACAUCCUUCACGAGAAGCGGGAGCAGAUUACCCGAGAGAAGACACAGCAAGAAGCUGCCGAAGGUGAUAUUUUGGGCACCAUGAUGCGGGGUGGAGAGUUUACUGAUAGUGAAUUGGUGGAUCAAAUGUUGACGUUCCUCGCGGCCGGGCAUGAAACCACAGCAGGUGCACUCACCUGGUGCUGCUACCAUCUCUGCAUCGAGCCAGAUAUUCAAGAGAAGCUACGCUCAGAGAUAUAUGCAACCAUCCCCUCCCCAAACGCCUCCGUAUCCUGGCAAGACCUCGAGGGAAUGCCCUACCUCAACGGCGUCUGUCAAGAAGUUCUGCGCCUAUACCCAACAGUGCCCAUGACCGGCCGUGAGGCCAUUCGUGAGACCACCAUUGCCGGAAAGAAAAUCCCCAAGGGCACAACAAUCGCACUCUGCCCACAAGCCAUCAACCGUAACCCGGAAUUCUGGGGUGAGACGGCGGACCAGUUCCUUCCCGAGCGAUGGAUUGAUACGGACGAGAAGACAGGAAAGCAGACGCCGAAUAAGCAUGGUGGUGCAUCUACCAAUUUUGCGCAGAUUACGUUCCUUCAUGGGCCACGGGCUUGUAUUGGCAAGGACUUUGCUAAAGCCGAGUUCCGAUGUGCCGUUGCGGGGCUGUUUGGGAUGUUCCGUUUUCAGCUGAAGGAGCCAGGCCAGAAGAUUACUUUUGGGGGGACUUUGACGACUCAGCCUAUUGAGGGGAUGCAUUUGAAGUUGACCAAAUUAGAGGGAUGGGAUUUGUAA
This is a messenger RNA of Penicillium daleae, 1662 nucleotides long. Its product is annotated as cytochrome P450. Lineage: Eukaryota; Fungi; Ascomycota; Eurotiomycetes; Eurotiales; Aspergillaceae. Bases 1 to 1662 code for a protein of 553 amino acids. The record is from RefSeq and is a predicted model, not a curated record. The transcript has 4 exons. Gene Ontology annotation, molecular function: iron ion binding; heme binding; oxidoreductase activity, acting on paired donors, with incorporation or reduction of molecular oxygen.